Messenger RNA from Penicillium maclennaniae, 423 nucleotides. RefSeq lists its product as uncharacterized. NCBI's taxonomy places the organism in Eukaryota, Fungi, Ascomycota, Eurotiomycetes, Eurotiales, Aspergillaceae. The transcript has 2 exons. The coding region runs from base 1 to 423 and encodes 140 amino acids. The record is from RefSeq and is a predicted model, not a curated record.
AUGUCCGCCGCACGCUUUGCUCCCAUCGUCAGGUCGCGCGUGGCCACUGCCCCCCGAUUUGUGGCAUUCCGAUCCAUCUCCUCCACUCCCAACUACCAGAAAAGCCCCGUCGAUGCGGCCAAGGAUACUCUGAAGAAGGCCGAUGAGGUGGUCUCCAACGCAGCUGUCAAGGGUAUCAACAAAGGCGAGAACGCCGCCCACAAGAUUAAGGAAGCAGUCGGAUCCACAAGUGAGGCUGCCAAGUCUCAGGCCGACUCCAUGAAGGGCGAGGCACAGAAGCAGGCUGGCAAGGCCCAGGGUGAGGCAGAGCAUCUCGCUGGCAAGAUGCAGGGCAAGGGAGAGGAGACACUGGGUGAGAUGAAAGGCAAGGCUGAGGAAGCCAAGGGCAAGGCCGAAGAGGCUAAGCGCAAGCACCUCGGCUGA